Messenger RNA from Cebus imitator (Panamanian white-faced capuchin), 2613 nucleotides. RefSeq names its product RasGEF domain family member 1C (gene RASGEF1C). Lineage: Eukaryota; Metazoa; Chordata; Mammalia; Primates; Cebidae. The record is from RefSeq and is a predicted model, not a curated record. Bases 489 to 1889 code for a protein of 466 amino acids. Gene Ontology annotation, molecular function: guanyl-nucleotide exchange factor activity. Gene Ontology annotation, cellular component: plasma membrane. The transcript is spliced from 15 exons. Gene Ontology annotation, biological process: Ras protein signal transduction; positive regulation of GTPase activity.
CGCAGCGGGCGCUGCCCAUGGGCCGGGCCCGGGGUUCGGGCGCGCCGGGAGCGGGUCUGAACACGAGGCCACUGCUGAGGCCUCUGGAGUCAGCAGUUUAGGGCCUGCCCUCCCCUCCCCAGAAGCAGGUCACACUUCUUCCAGAUCCUCCGAAACAGAAAGUCCCAGGCUCCUACAGCUGUGGAGUCUCAGACCCUAAGCUUCUGAGAACGAUUUUCCUCCCUGUUCUCCCCUGGCUCCUCCCUUUCUGAAGAUGGGAAGCCUGAGGGGUUCCCACUCCUGGGCUGGGGGAAGGCCACAGGGUGCCUGCACGGGGGAGCCCGGCCACGUCUCAGUGUGGUCCCUGAGUCCUGCAACUCUGGCUGCAUUUUCUGACCUGGGCCGUCCGCAUACUUUCCGGGAUUCAGGGACCCCAGUUUGGAGCAGCAGUGCCAACAGCCCCUCCUCUCCACUCUCCAGGCAGGGAGAGGCCCCCAGGCAAGGCAGGCAUGCCACAGACGCUGAGUGCCUCCGACAUGGUCACCCCAGGCAGCCUCAACCCACCCCCCACCGAGCCCACAGAUGUCGAACAGGCUGGGCAGCCCCUCCUGGAUGGAGCUCCAUCCUCAGCCUCCCUGGAAACACUGAUCCAGCAUCUGGUGCCCACAGCCGACUACUACCCCGAGAAAGCCUACAUCUUCACCUUCCUGCUAAGUUCUCGUCUCUUCAUCGAGCCCCGGGAGCUCCUGGCCCGAGUCUGCCACCUGUGCAUCGAACAGCAGCAGCUGGACAAGCCGGUGCUGGACAAGGCCCGGGUCCGGAAGUUCGGCCCCAAACUUCUGCAGCUGUUGGCAGAGUGGACUGAGACCUUCCCAAGGGAUUUCCAGGAGGAAUCGACCAUCGGGCACCUGAAGGACGUGGUGGGCCGCAUCGCCCCCUGUGACGAGGCAUACCGGAAGAGCAUGCAUCAGCUCCUACAGGCUCUGCACCAGAAGCUGGCGGCUCUACACCAGGGGCCAGAAGGUCUGGUGGGUGCCGACAAGCCCAUUUCCUACAGGACCAAACCGCCAGCGUCCAUCCACAGGGAGCUCCUUGGUGUCUGCAGUGACCCCUACACACUGGCCCAGCAGCUGACCCAUGUGGAACUGGAGAGGCUGCGGCACAUCGGGCCUGAGGAGUUUGUCCAGGCCUUUGUGAACAAGGACCCUCUGGCCAGCACAAAGCCCUGCUUCAGUGACAAGACCAGCAACCUAGAGGCUUACGUGAAAUGGUUCAACAGACUGUGCUACUUGGUGGCAACUGAGAUCUGCAUGCCAGCCAAGAAGAAGCAGAGGGCACAGGUGAUUGAGUUCUUCAUCGACGUGGCCCGCGAGUGCUUCAAUAUCGGCAACUUCAACUCCCUCAUGGCCAUCAUUUCCGGCAUGAACAUGAGCCCUGUCUCCAGGCUGAAAAAGACCUGGGCGAAAGUGAAGACAGCCAAGUUUUUCAUCCUCGAGCACCAGAUGGACCCAACAGGGAAUUUCUGCAACUACAGGACAGCCCUGCGAGGGGCAGCCCACCGCUCCCUGACUGCCCACAGCAGCAGGGAGAAGAUUGUCAUUCCCUUCUUCAGCCUGCUCAUCAAAGACAUCUACUUCCUGAAUGAGGGCUGCGCCAACCGCCUUCCCAAUGGACAUGUCAACUUUGAGAAAUUCCUGGAGCUGGCCAAGCAGGUGGGGGAGUUCAUCACCUGGAAGCAAGUGGAGUGUCCCUUCGAGCAAGACCCCAGCAUCACCCACUACUUGUACACCGCCCCCAUCUUCAGUGAGGAUGGUCUUUAUUUGGCUUCUUAUGAAAGUGAAAGCCCAGAGAACCAAACAGAAAAAGAGAGAUGGAAAUCUCUAAGAUCUUCUAUUUUGGGGAAGACAUGAAAAGUGCUGACCUGAGGGAAGAGGAAGAGAUGGAGCCUGCUGAAGCCAUCUACAGUCCUGCCUCAGAUGGCCCAGCGGGCAGAGGCAGGGGAGCGCCUCACUACUUUGCAAACGCCAACCCUGUGGCCUGCCACCCCCCACAGUGGCCAUAUGAGCCCAGGAGACCUUUCGUGGGACUUCAGCCCUGGCAGGGCCCAGGGCCUCCAGACGUGUGGGUGGCACAUGCCUUGGGGACAUCCUGCCUUCAGGACCGUGGGGUCGUGUGACUGGUCAGUCUGUCCAUCCUUGGCAAGGACACGGCAUUGCCUCAGAGGGUCGGGCCACUGCAAGCUCCAGACCUUGCUCAGUGACGUACCACUUUGGCCAAUACCCACAGUCUGUUAUCAGGUGGCUUGGGAACUUCUGCAACCACAGCAGGCAUCACGGUGCCAUGUGAGAUGCCUGCACCAGCUCCGAGCCCACCGGCAGCCACUGCCAUUUUGCCCAUGGGCUCUUGCCCUGCUCUGCCUAUGAGCUUGUCUCUGCAGCCCCAGGUACCCCCUUUCUGGAUGCUGCUGGCCCCAGGGGAUAGCUUUCUGGUGACAGCUGUGGAACGGGUCGGCAGGACACUGGACACACGGAGUUACAGUGUGUACACGGCAGUCCUGCUAUAAGCUUUAGUUGCUAUAAAGCCCAGCCCCCUGUAAACUUUAGUCGCUAUAAACACACCCGUACACCCUGCUUA